Molecule: messenger RNA, 2075 nt
Organism: Jatropha curcas
Lineage: Eukaryota; Viridiplantae; Streptophyta; Magnoliopsida; Malpighiales; Euphorbiaceae
Product: external alternative NAD(P)H-ubiquinone oxidoreductase B3, mitochondrial
Cellular component (GO): mitochondrion
Molecular function (GO): NADH dehydrogenase activity; calcium ion binding
Source: RefSeq, a predicted model, not a curated record
CGUUUUGCUUCUGCUCUUUAGAAACUGAAAGCUCCCAUUUUUGGGAUCUCUGAACUACCAAAUAGAAACUCCCUAUUAUUUUGCAAACCAACCGAGUUUCCAUCUGCCUACAUCAAAAACAAGAAAAUUAGAUUUUUCCUUUCUGAAAGAGAAUAGAGCAAGUAGGUUUUACACAAUGAGAGGCUUUACAUUCUUUGAGAGAGUCUUUAGAACUUUUCAUGAUCACCCAACAGCAUCUAAACUUCUUGUACUGUCCAGUGUCAGUGGUGGAGGUUUACAGGCAUUUUCUGAUGCCAAUCAAUCACAAAGUUUAAUUUCAGAGUCUGGUGAAGCUAAAUUCAAGAAAAAGAAAGUGGUGGUACUUGGAACUGGUUGGGCUGGCACCAGCUUUCUCAAGAACUUGAAAAGCUCAUCUUAUGACGUUCACAUUGUAUCGCCUCGAAACUAUUUUGCAUUUACUCCUUUGUUACCAAGUGUUACAAAUGGAACAGUAGAAGCUCGUAGCAUUGUUGAACCCAUUCGUAAUAUUGUUAAGAAGAAACCUUUUAAAGUUGAAUUCAAGGAAGCAGAGUGUUAUAAGAUUGAUCCUGUGAAAAAGAAAAUUCAUUGUCGAUCAAGAAAUGCUGAAGAAUUCACAAUGGAUUAUGACAUUUUAGUGGUGGCGAUGGGAGCUUGUUCAAAUACUUUUAAUACUCCUGGUGUUCUGGAAUAUGCUCACUUCUUGAAGGAAGUAGAAGAUGCUCAAAAGAUCCGUAGGUCUAUAAUUGAUUGUUAUGAGCGAGCAAGUCUUCCCAAUUUAAGUGAAGAAGAGAAGAAACAUAUCAUGCAUUUUGUAGUUGUUGGCGGUGGUCCAACAGGUGUGGAAUAUGCUGCAGAGCUUCAUGAUUAUGCAGUUGAAGAUUUAGUUCAGCUGUAUCCUUAUCUUCAUGACUACCUAAGAAUUACACUUAUUGAGGCGGGCGAUCACAUUUUGAACAUGUUUGAUGCAAGGAUCAGUGAAUUUGCUAUAGGCAAGUUUCAUAGAGAUGGAAUUGAAGUAAAGACGGGGUCACUAGUCACAAAAGUUUCUGAGAAGGAAAUUUCUACUAAAGAUAUAAAAACUGGCCAAACCAGUUUGGUGCCAUAUGGAAUGGUUCUUUGGUCAACAGGUAUUGCUACUCACCCUGUCAUUCGGGAGUUUAUGAAGCAAAUUGGCCAGGGAAACAGGCGCAUUUUAGCCACUGAUGAAUGGCUCAGGGUUGAAGGAUGUGAUGACAUAUAUGCUCUUGGUGAUUGUGCCACAAUAAAUCAACGAACGAUAAUGGAAGACAUAGCAGCAAUAUUCAGUAAGGCAGACAAGAAUAAUAAUGGUGUUCUAGAACUCCGAGACUUUAAGGAAGUUGUUGAUCACAUUAGUGAGAGAUACCCUCAAGUGAAUAUUUAUAUGCAAAGGAAGAAACUGAAAAACUUUGAUGAUUUGCUCAAGCAGGCUCAAGGAAAUGACAAAAAGAAAAUAGAUAUUGAAAUGUUUAAGCAGUCUCUAUCUGAAGUGGACUCUCAAAUGAAAAAUCUUCCAGCAACUGCUCAGGUUGCUGCUCAACAAGGUGCAUAUCUUGCGAAUUGUUUUAAUCGGAUGGAGCAAUGUGAAGAUAAUCCUGAAGGUCCUCUCAGAUUCAGGGGAACAGGCCGCCAUAGGUUUCAUCCCUUUAGGUACAAACACCUUGGACAAUUUGCUCCACUAGGAGGAGAACAAACAGCAGCUCAACUUCCAGGAGAUUGGGUGUCCAUUGGUCAUAGCACUCGGUGGCUCUGGUACUCUGUCUAUGCAAGUAAGCUAGUAAGUUGGCGAACAAGAAUGUUAGUGAUAACUGACUGGUUCAGAAGGUUCGUAUUUGGAAGGGACUCAAGUAAAAUCUGAGAGUGGUUGGAGCAGAUGUUUUCUGUUUUUGCAUCUCUAGUUUUGUUUUGUUGUCUUCAUUGUUAUGAUUCUCCUGUAUUGGCUACAAUAUCUAUCUUCUUCAGUAGAAAAUAAAUUCUCAGAGGAAUGCUUUUCCUGAUAAAUUCCCCUUAUUAUGCAUGCUGAACAAUAGCCUGAA